Messenger RNA from Entrophospora candida, 1344 nucleotides. The record is from the annotation of a GenBank genome assembly. NCBI's taxonomy places the organism in Eukaryota, Fungi, Glomeromycota, Glomeromycetes, Entrophosporales, Entrophosporaceae.
AUGGCAACAGAAAAUUUGAUAAAUGCUAUAGCACAAUUAGUACAAGGUAAACAAGAUUUGAAAGAGUUUGCUGAUGUUUUUCCUACAACACUUCCAGGGAAAUUACCACCAAAACAUGCCAUAUAUCACACUAUAGAACUUGUUCCAGGAACAGAACCUCCAAUCCGCCCAAUCUACAAGAUGUCUUAUACAGAAUUAGAUGAAUUAAAAAAGCAAUUGACUGACUUAUCAAAAAAAGGUUAUAUUCAACCAAGUGUAUCACCUUUUGGAGCACCAGACACUGAAAGAUAUCUUGAUCCACUGACUGAUUCAAAACAUGGUGCUAAACUUUUCUCAACACUAUUGAGAUCAUUGAUAGCUCAUGCAGGGAAAGAAUUUUUACCAAAUGAUGGCACAAUUAUUUUAGAAGAUAUUUAUCAUCUACCAUUACCAAUUUUUAGUUAUCCAAGUUUUAUUCAAGUGCUUUCAACUUUUCAUCUGGAUUGGGUUUGUCCACCAUUUAAGAAGUUAGACAUAAGUAAGAUUGAUAUACCAUUUCUAUAUCUAUCAGGAGCUAGGAAAUGUUUUUCACAAAUUUAUGAGUUACAUUGUGACAACACAGCAUCACCACAUUUAUAUUAUCACUUAACAUCAAUGUGCUCUAUCAAACUUUUUAUUAAUGAAAAUGAUGAUCAUAAUAAGAAGGAUGGUGGCCUUAUUAUUAGGAAAGAUUUAAAAAGUGAUAAUAGGGGAUUGGCAUAUUUGAUUUCUUUACAAAAAUAUUUAGAAUGUGUGGUAUAUGGUUCUGUUUAUAAUGUUGUUAAUUUAGAACUACACAAAGAAAUCAGUAAAGCAUUAAUCAAGUUCUAUAAAAUAUUUUACUCUUACUGGAGGAUCAUUAUGUUUUCCACCAGAAACAAUUGGUCAUUUUUCGAACCUGAUGUAUUGGAGAUUUUGGUGAAUGAUAAUAUAGAAGACCUUUUCCAAGAUAUGUGUAUGUCAACCACUUUCAAAGGGCUGGAAAUACUUAGGAUUGGAGUUCUUGAUUUAUAUGGGUUCUGGCCAAAUGGCAAGAAAAAAUUAUCACAACUUAAUGAAACAAUAGCUCAAUAUUGUUAUCAAAAUUUGCAUUACCUAACUACUACUUCAAUUUCUGAUGUCAAAGAUGUAAGGCAAAUUUUGGUAUCAUGUGAACAACUUGAGGGACUAUAUUUGGUUAGUAAUGAAAAGGAGAUUGACUCUGAAGAACUUUUUCAAUUUCUAAUAACCAUUACCCAGCAAAAUUUUCAAAAUUAUGUCUAUUCAACAAAAGGGACUUAUCCAAAACUUCCUAAAAAACUUAAUAGACAAACUAUUAAUCCUUAA